AGGGCUGUCAUCUUUAAUCCCAAUAUCGACAUAUUGCAAAAGAAAAAGGAAAGAAUGAAGCUUUUUAAAUGCUGAUAAUAUUCUAUAGAAAAUACAGAUCGCCAUAUAGACCUAUGAGAUGGAUGUCGGGUUACGGUAUACUUACAAGAGUCUCGCAUUUCCGCGUUAUCAUUACUUUCAAACACGAUUGCAGAGAUUGGUUCCAAGAUGGCAAAAUAUUUUGGAUGCUGGAGGUCUGCCAGACUGUAUUUCCCAGGGUACGAUAAAAGUAAAGGAGAUCACAUCAGCAGCUCAGCAAGUUACAGAUGAGGUUACCGUGAAUCUCUUUGCUGAUGCUGCCUGGUUAAAGAAAAGGGAAUUUGGCUUGCCAAAGCAGAGUAUUGUGAUUGGUAGAGUAAAAGUAGAAGAUUUACAAUGGACUGGUUACACUAAGGACCUAAAGAACACCAGCAGUUUUCAACCAUCAGUGACAGUGAUUGUAACACAGUCUGAGGAGAAGGUCCAUGAAGUAUUAGCGGAAUUCACUGAACCUCAGUUGAGUGAUGUUAUAAUAUACAAUGAUCAAACCAAAGCUGCAGUCCUUUACACUGACCUUAACAAGAUGGACGUUGAUGGCAAGUCAGCGAAAUGUAGCAAAUCUCUGACGGCUCAGGUGCAGUAUUUGUUAGAGGAAAAGGUUAUUAUAGUAUUAGAGAAAGUAACAAGUUACAUUCGAGAGUUUGUACCGAGACAGGAAGAAGAAUUGGAUAGUUCGCUAUUAGAUUCCAUACAUAUGAAACUGAUCGAGAGUCUACGAAAUCCAUUUGUUGUCAAAGAUCUGUCUCCAGAUAGUGAAGAGAUAACUACAGAGAGGAUCCCCACAGACAAAGAACUUUUUCAGAUUGCGGAGGUUAUUGUACGUCAUUGGGAGGGGCUUGCGAUAUUACUAGGUAUAACCCAGCUAGAAAUUGAAAAUAUUAAAACGGACACUCGUGCAAUAAGCAUGCAAAGUAUUCAGAUGUUACAGACAUGGAGAAAGAAGGAGGGAAGCAAAGCUACAUUAAAGGAACUAUUUAGAAAUAUGGAAGAAAUGAAUAUGGACAUUUCAGAUCUCAAAACAUCUUUUGAGGGGCACAGGACAGAUCUUCAGAAAGAUGAAAUAUUUCACAAGAAACUAACAGACUUCGUCGUCUAUAAAACCAAGUGUGUUGCUUGUGAUACGCUGUCCAAACGAUACGGAAUUUCUGCUUCGCUCAUCAAUGAAUUCUUAAAUGCUGGAUUCUUUGACUAUGAAGCAAAAUUGAAAGAGUCAUUGAGCACCAUCCAUUUGCCCAAAUGGCCUCGUGACAAAACGGAUAAUGGUGUUUCGACGUGCCGUAUAUUCUCGUACAGGUGUGCAAUGAGCAUGACCAAGAUAAUACACAGUACAGAGGACUACAUUAAAGCCAAGCUUAGAAUAUUGGUUGUGUUGAAGAAACUACAGUUUGAGCUUUUUGGACUACUGUCCCAGGCUGAUGUUCCUGUGUCCUUGACUGUGCCUGUUCUUCCCAGACUUACCCCGGAGCUACAGUAUGAGCUGUUAAAGCUUGAAGAGGUCACUGGGUGUGGAACAUGUUUUGGCGAACUUAUGUUACACUUGAGGAAGACUUUAUAUCCUGCUAGGAAAGAGGACAUUAGACAGAUACUAAAGGAAUACAAGUACUCAGGAGGAUUUAAAUCAGAAAUGAUGGAAGAAAAAAAAGAACAAGUACGCAUCAUGCCUUUGGUGCUGGAACAGGGCCAAGAGUUACGAGGAAGGCGGAUGGGAGCGGAUGAUUUUAGUUAUGGAAGCCUGGGGUGCUUUUUUCACUUGAAGCCAAACAGGGAUAAAUCUAGAAUGUGUCAAGGGGAAACAGGGGCAAUGAUUAGCACUGGUUAUGCCAUUCAGGAGGCAAAAGAUCAUUGCCUGACUUGUGCCCAUUGUUUGAAAGACUGUGAAGAAAACAUAGAAGUCAGAACAAGUGGUGGCAACGAAUACAGCCAUAUUGGAACUAAGAAAUGUUUCUUGUACAAUCCAGAAGCUUUGGAUGUGGCAUCAGUUCAAGUUUUAGACGACAAACUUGAACAUUGUGAUUCCGGAUUAAAAAGAUCUGACAGAGUGUCUGUACAGGACUGGAAGGUGUUUGAUGUAGAUCCGAUACGAAGAGAUGUCCACAAGGAAGGAUGCAGAACAGGCUUUACAAGGGGACUUGUCAUGUCUACAGACUACAUGACAGAAAAAAUUAUGGAUUAUAAUAUAUUAAAGUUUAAGAGAACUCGAUCCUUUGAAGGAAGAUUUCAACCGUCGUACAAUAUUUUGAUCGAAUCUUUACCUGGAGCUGGUGAACAGAUAAGGGAUGUUUUAACUGAUGAACCCAUAGAGCCAUUAGAAGCUGGACCUUUCUCGUUGGAAGGUGACAGUGGAUCAGUUAUCAUAGCUGACGAUGCAGAUACUGUGGUGUCUGUCAAUGCUGUUGCCCUUCUUCUUGGAGCUGUUGUGAGACAGGAGCAAUUCCUUCAUAGCUAUGCUAGUUUGAUGAAAAAAACGAUUGAAGAAGUAGAAGUACAGUAUGAUUGUACUGCCACUCCUUCAAAGCUGCGACCAGGUGGACGUACUGCAGAAGGAGCUGUUGGAGGUGGAGCUGUUGGAGGUGGAGCUGUUAUCGGUGGUCAAAUAAUAUAUGAGAGAGCAGUUUAAGUUGGACCUCCAUUUCAGACUUAAUCAGGGUCUAUCACUCCAGCAGUAGUAAUGUAUUUCUAGAAACCUUGAAAACUGUUAGGAGCAUAAUUUAACUCUCUAAGAAACUAUUCGAGAUGGAGCUUCAUUUUGUAUAUCAAGUUUUUUAAGAUGGGACGUUACUUCUUUGUCCUUAAGAUAAGAGCAGAACUUACAUUCAUGGCAAAAAAUAUAAGCCAAUUGCAGAGCUGUCAUAGAUGAGACAGCUUUUGGAGGUGGAGCUUCUCUUAUUGGCCUGAUAUAAGAAAGCUUUGGGAGGAGGAGCAUCUCUUAUAAGACAAAGAUAAGGCAGUCACUGAAGUAGGAGCUAAACUUUCCAGUACAAAAAUAAUAAAGUUGGUGAAGGGGAGCUGCACCUCAUGGUCAGAACUGAGGCAGCUGUUGGAGGAUGAGGUCAAAGAUAAGAUAGAUUCUGAGGGUGGGGAGCUUGGACAAAGAAUAUCAGUCCUUGGAGACAGAUCUCUUAUUGGUCUUACAUUGUAGUUGAGACAGCUUUUAGAGUAGGGUUUACACCUGUUCAUCAAAAAUGAGACAGAGUUGAAGGAGAAGCUUUGCCUUUAUAUUGGAAGUGGUGUUUCACUUCUUGGACAAAGAUGAGUCAGCACCUGUAAGACUUGAAGCUCCUCUACUUGUUGCUGUAAGCUUUGUUGCUUUGAGAUAUUAAUGAUGUGCUUCAUUUUAUAGUCUUGUUUGUUUGAAAUAUAUUUUAUAUUUGAAGUUAUAUACUAAAUUUUUGGCAAUGUUUAAAGUACCAAAGCUAGUUUUUUAAAUUAAAUUUUACUUCAUUUUGUAAAUGAAUUUAUUGUGUUGAGAUUUGUUAACUAUGCACCAGAUUAAAUUUUUUAUUAUUUUACUUUUAGAAUUUGUAAAAUGUACUUCAGAUGGGUUAGUGUAUUCACAAUGUACUUAAAUGUUAUAUAUCUUUCUUUUUUGUUAUCAUGUAUGACUUUUUAAUUUGUUUAAUUCUACAAAGUGUCAUACUAUUAGAAUGAUCUUGUAAUUGUUAAAAUAAUAUAUAAUGUACACUAAACAACUGAUUGAUGAAAGUCACAAGGGGAUGAAGAAACUGCUUAAGGUAUCACCUUUGCUUGAUACUAACGUUAAAAAGUCAUUAUUUGAGUUUAGAAGAUUUCCACUUGGUUUGGCUGUUCUAAACGAUUUGCGUAAAAUUUUAAUGCUAAAUGCAAAAUGACCAGUCUUGUUAUGAUGUGGUUUCACUGUAAAUAUGCAUUUGCGCCAUUUUUUGGGACUGAAACAUUGAACUUGUAAAGAAAUUAGGCAAUGGUUUAUUCACGUAUGGUGUGUAUGUGUGUUGAAUGUGCUGUCUGUAGAAGGUGGCCAGAAGAAAACCAUGUAGGUUUAUUGACAAGAAGGUGUUGAAUAGCGUUGUGUUGAGCAGUUAUACAGUAGAUGUUUUGGAUAAAGAGGCCAGUAUAUCUUCUUAUCAUAGCUUGUUCAACAGACGCAAUUGUUGUCAAUUUCUAGGUGUAUGUUUGAUAUUCAUUUACUUCAAGCUUAGCGUACCAAGCUAUGAUGUUGUUAUAGCAGACAGGCAACAGAAAGAGGUACUUCGGAAUUCAUUUGAAACAAUCUUUUUUAGAUAAAAAUAUAUUAUGGUACGUACUACAGUACUGAGUUGCCGUAUCAUAUUAAACUGUGAUAAAACAUGUCUGAUAGUGCCCAUCCCUGCUGCCUUGGUACUGGAGCCCGUGAUGCUCGAGGGAGCAGUGUUUCACUGUAUAAAUGGAUAAUUUUUCUGAUUCCUGGAAGUGCAUGUACUUUGAUUUUUUUCUGACUUUAGAUAAAAGUAAAAACAAAGUGAUGCUGUAGGUUUGAGACAGUAUUUUUACAUGUAACACAUUUGUGUAGUUUGUAAAAUUGUGAAUUCAUGUAAUAUUGUAGGCAUGAAAUUUUGUGAAAUGGGGUUCUUUCAUAGGAUUUAACCCUUAUCAUGCUUGGCACAACUGAUUCUGCCUUUGUGACCAGUGUAGAUCGUGAUCAGCCUGUACAUCUGUGCAGUCUGAUCAAGGUCUGCACUGUUUGCCAUUCAGUCAGUAUUUUUUUGGUAAGUACCCCUUUUAACAGUUAAUGGUACUGUCCAAAUUGAAAGAUGGGAAAGCUCAUUAUGGAAAUUUAGCAGGGUAAGGGUUAAAUUCAUGGAUUUCAACCUAUGAAGAUAAAAUUAACAGGAAUGAACAUGAAUUUUGUUUGAUGGGAUUUAAUUUUAUGGAUUGACUCAACCAGGAAAGCCAUGAAAAUUUAGACCCCCACAAAUAAUGAUUUUACAGAAUAAUGCAAAAUCUAUUUACUGUGUUAGUCAAAAAGUAAAAAUUAGACGUAAAUUUGAAGGAAUUUAGCUGAAGUUUGUAUCAUACUCAUGAAGUGUAAGAUUUAAUGUUUUCAUUUUUAGUGUGACUUUUCCAAAAAAAAAUAGAGCUAUUGCACACGCCCAGGCGUCGGCAUCGGCGCUGGCGCUGCUGUUGGUCUAAGUUUUUGAUAAAGUCAAAUAUCUCUGUUACUAUCAAAGCUGUUGACUUGAAACUUGAAAUAGUUAUUUACUAUCAAAGUCUACACCAGGAGAAAGAAUCCCCAUAACUUUGGUUUGAAUUUUGACAGAUUUAUGCCCCUUUUUAACUUAGAAUUUUUUGGUUAAAGUUUUUGAUAAGGUCAAAUAUCUCUGUUACUAUCAAAGCUUUUGACUUGAAACUUAAAAUAGUUAUUUACUAUUAAAGUCUACACCAGGAAAAACAAUUCCUAUAUCUCUGAUUGAAUUUUGACAGAUUUAUAAUUAUGCCCAUUUUUAACUUAGAAAUGUUUUGGUUAAAGUUUUAUAUAAUGUCCAAUAUCUCUGUUACUUUCAAAGCUAUUGACUUGAAACUUAAAGUAGUUAUUUACUAUCAAAGGCUACACUAGAAAAACAAUCCCCAUAACUCUGAUUGAAUUUUGACAGAGUUAUGCCCCUUUUUAACUUAGAAUUUUUAGGUUAAAAUUUUAUAUAAUGUCCAAUAUCUCUGUUACUCUCAAAGCUAUUGACUUGAAACUUAAAAUAGUUAUUUACUAUCAAAGUCUAAACCAGAAGAAACAGUCCACAUAACUCUGAUUAUAUAUUUGAUUGAGUUAAGCCCCUUUUACUGACAAAGCUCAAAUUCUGAGUCAAGCACUGAGAAAAGUCGAGUGUGCUGUCUUACAGACAGCUCUUGUUUGUUGUUUUUUUAAGUUGAUGACUUUGUGUACAUUUGGAGGUAUGCCCCUCUUAAAGGUCAUAAUGCCUUUCUUUAAAAUGUGGCUGCCACAUUUUUAGCUCACCUGUCACAAAGUGACAAGGUGAGCUUUUGUGAUCGCGUGGUGUCCGUCGUCCGUCGUCCGUCCGUGCGUGCGUGCGUGCGUCCGUCCGUAAACUUUUGCUUGUGACCACUCUAGAGGUCACAUUUUUCAUGGGAUCUUUAUGAAAGUUGGUCAGAAUGUUCAUCUUGAUGAUAUCUAGGUCAAGUUCGAAACUGGGUCACGUGCCAUCAAAAACUAGGUCAGUAGGUCUAAAAAUAGAAAAACCUUGUGACCUCUCUAGAGGCCAUAUAUUUCACAAGAUUUUCAUGAAAAUUGGUCAGAAUGUUCACCUUGAUGAUAUCUAGGUCAAGUUCGAAACUGGGUCACGUGCCGUCAAAAACUAGGUCAGUAGGUCUAAAAAUAGAAAAACCUUGUGACCUCUUUAGAGGCCAUAUAUUUCACAAGAUCUUCAUGAAAAUUGGUCAGAUUGUUCACCUUGAUGAUAUCUAGGUCAAGUUCGAAACUGGGUCACGUGCCGUCAAAAACUAGGUCAGUAGGUCUAAAAAUAGAACAACCUUGUGACCUCUCUAGAGGCCAUAUAUUUCACAAGAUCUUCAUGAAAAUUGGUCAGAACGUUCAUCUUGAUGAUAUCUAGGUCAAGUUCGAAACUGGGUCACGUGUUGUUAAAAACUAGGUCAGUAGGUCAAAUAAAAGAAAAACCUUGUGACCUCUCUAAAGGCCAUAUUUUUCAUGGGAUCUGUAUGAAAGUUGGUCUGAAUGUUCAUUUUGAUGAUAUCUAGGUCAAGUUCGAAACUGGGUCACGUGCGGUCAAAAACUAGGUCAGUAGGUCUAAAAAUAGAAAAACCCUGUGACAUCACUAGAGGCCAUAUAUUUCAUGAGAUCUUCAUGAAAAUUGGUCAGAAUGUUCAUCUUGAUGAUAUCUAGGUCAAGUUUGAAAGUGGGUCACGUGCCUACAAAAACUAGGUCAGUAGGUCAAAUAAUAGAAAAACCUUGUGACCUCUCUAGAGGCCAUAUUUUUCAUGGGAUCUGUAUGAAAGUUGGUCUGAAUGUUCAUCUUGAUGAUAUCUAGGUCAAGUUCAAAAGUGGGUCACGUGCCGUUAAAAACUAGGUCAUUAGGUCAAAUAAUAGAAAAACCUUGUGACCUCUCUAAAGACCAUAUUUUUCAUGGGAUCUGUAUGACAAUUGGUCUGAAUUUUCACCUUGAUGAUAUCUAGGUCAAGUUCGAAACAGGGUCAUGUGCUGUCAAAAACUAGGUCAGUAGGUCUAAAAAUAGAAAAACCUUGUGAACUCUCUAGAGGCCAUACUUGUGAAUGGAACUCCAUAAAAAUUGGUCAGAAUGUUCACCUUGGUGAUACUUAGGUCAAGUUUGAAACUGGGUCAUGUGCCGUCAAAAACUAGGUCAGUAGGUCAAAUAAUAAAAAAACCUUGUGACCUCUCUAGAGGCCAUACUUUUCAUGGGAUCUGUAUGAAAGUUGGUCUGAAUGUUCAUCUUGAUGAUAUCUAGGUUAAAUUUGAAACUGGGUUAGCUGCGAUCAAAAACUAGGUCAGUAGGUCUAAAAUUAUUAAAAUCUUUUGACCUCUCUAGAGGCCAUAUUUUUCAAUGGCUCUUCAUGAAAAUUGAUCUGAAUGUUCACCUUGAUGAUAUCUAGGUCAGUUUCGAAACUGGGUCACGUGCGGUCAAAAACUAGGCCAGUAGGUAUAAAAAAUAGAAAAACCUUGUGACCUCUCUAGAGGCCAUAUUUUUCAUGAGAUCUUCAUGAAAAUUAGUGAGAAUGUUCACCUUGAUGAUAUCUAGGUAAAAGUCAAAAGAGGGUCAGGUACCUUCGAAAAUUAGGUCAAUAGGUCAAAUAAUAGAAAAACCUUGUGACCUCUCUAGAGACCAUAUUUUUCAAUGGGUCUUCAUAUCUUGAUAAUAUCUAGGUCAAGUUCAAAACUGGGUCACAUGAGCUCAAAAACUAGGUCACUAUGUCAAAUAAUAGAAAAAACGACGUCAUACUCAAAACUGGGUCAUGUGGGAAGAGGUGAGCGAUUCAGGACCAUCAUGGUCCUCUUGUUCAUUUUAGACAUAAAUUAUAUUAUUUGACUAUGUAUUAAUUUUUCCUGUAAAAUGGUGUACAGAUAGUUACAUGUACUUCAGCUGCUGUGAAUUUUAUGUUUUUUGUAACACCACUAGGGAUAUUCUAAUUCUUGUUUCAAGACUAGAUAAAUAAGUGUUUUUGAACAAAGUAGUUAAAAAUACUACAUCAGAUAAAAUGGAUCUAAAAGUUUUAAAGGAAAUUAUUUAAUAAGCUUAAUAUACAAAUAUUAGACAUAAGUUUUUGUGCAGUACUGUGUUUCUAUAUUUCACAAAACUGCUGAAAAACAAAAUUUUAAACAUUUGUCCAUAAGUCUCACCUCAAAGCAUUCAAUAAAUGUUACUCACAAGCUCAUUACAGUUGCAUUUGUAAAUAGGAAAAAUGAAAUUUAUAAAAACCUAGUCAGUCUUCUUUCAGAUAUGUGGGGCUUGUCAAUUUAAGCUCAACUGUUCAAAGAAUAGGUGUAUUGUUUUUCAUGAUGUUUGUAAUAGUCUAAUGACUAACCAUACACAAAUGUGGAGGUACAUGGAAGUUUAUUAAAUGAAAAUACACUUGAUGUUAACUCGUAGAGCUCUCGGAAAAUACUGGCUUGCCCGGCUGUUUGAAAUCAGUAUAUGUAUAUCAGAAUCCUAGACAAUCAUGUAGUCUGUUUCAAAUUAUAUCAAGUAUCAAUGAUACAAUAGGUAGAGCUAUUGGACUCACCCAUGUGUCGGCAUCGGCGUCCCGAUUUGGUUGUUAAUAAGUAUUUGUAUGUAAUUAUAUCUCAUUUCUGUUUUGAGAAUUUUUCACAUUAGUACCCUUUUGAAAGUUGAGGACUGUUAACAUUCACUUCUUUGAAGAGAACUAAAUGAAAACUUUUACAUAGUGUCAAUUUGCAGAGUAGUUGAAAGCCUUAAUAACCUGACUCAGUGAAUUUUUUUGUAACAUAUAGUUACAUAAACAUGUACUGUCUAUUGAUUAUAGUAAAAGAAAAUAUGACUGUUCUACUUUUCUAUGUCAAAGCAGUUUUGUGGUGGGUAUGAAUCAUUUGUAGUAGUUUUUAGCUCACCUGAGCACAUAGUACUCAGGGUGAGCUAUUGUGAUCGCUCACUGUCCGGCCGUCUAGCGUCCAGCCGUGCAAAUUUUCCUUUAAACAACAUCUACUCCUAAACCACCAGGCAAAUUUUGAUGAAACUUCACAGAGAUGGUCCUGUGAGGGUUUUGAUAUUUGGUAUGUAGUUUCAUCUUAUGGUCCUCUACCAAGAUUAUUCAAAUGAUCUCCCUAGGGUCAAAUGUGGCCCUGCCUUGGGGGUCACAUUGUUUAUAUAGGGAAAAACUUUGAAAAUCUUCUUGUCCAAAACCACAGGGCCUAGGGCUUUGAUGUGUGUAGCAUCAUCUAGUGGGCCUCUACCAAGAUUGUUCAAAUUAUCCCCCUAGGGUCAAAUAUGGCCCUGUCCUGGGGAUCGCAUGGUUUAUAUAGACUUAUAUAGGGAAAACUUUGAAAAUCUUCUUGUCCAAGACCACAGGGCCUAGGGCUUUGAUAUUUGGUAUGUAGCAUCAUGUAGUGUGUCUCUACCAAGAUUGUAUAAAUUAUAUCAUGAGGGUCAAAUAUGGCCCCGCUCCGAGGGUAACAUGGUUCAUAUUAGACUUAUAUAGGGAAAACUGAAAAUCUUCUUGUACAAAACCACAUGGCCUAGGGCUUUAAUAUUUUGUAUAUAGCAUCAUAUAAUGGUCCUCUACCCAUUGUUCAAAUUUCCUCCUAGGGUUAAAUAUGGCUCCACCCUAGGGGUCACAUGGUUUAUAUAAAUUUGUAUAGGGAUAACUUUGAAAAUCUCCUUGCGCAAAAUCACAUGGCCUAGGGCUUUGAUAUAUGUCUCCCCACAUAUUGUUUUUGCCCUGUCAGUCCGUCCAUGCGUCACACUUUAUUUCCGAUCAAUAACUGGAGAACCAUUUGACCUAGUAUCUUUAACUUAAUAAGAUGGCAGGGCUAAUAAAGUAGACGACCCACUUUUGUUUUUGGGGUCACUCCAUCAAAGGUCAGGGUCAAAGGGACCAGAACAUGGAAAGCCAUUUCCGAUCAAUAACUUGAGAACAACUUGACCCAGAAUGUUGAAACUUCAUAGGAUGAUUGGACAUGCAGAGAGAUGACCCCUGUUGUUUUGGGGUCACUGUUAAGGGUCAAGGUCACAGGGGCCUGAACAUGAAAUACCAUUGCCGAUCAAUAACUUGAGAAUCACUUGACUCAGAAUUAUGUAACUUCAUAGGAUGAUUUGACAUGGAUAGGAUUACCCCUAUUGAUUUUGAGGCCACUCCAUCAAAGGUCAAGAUCACAGGGACCAGAACAUGGUAAUCCAUUCACAAUCAGUAACUUGAGAACCAUUUGACCUAGAACCUUCAAACUUUAUAGGGUGAUAAGACUUGCAGAGUAGAUGACCCAUAGUGUUUUUGGGGUUAUUCCAUCAAAGAUCAAGGUCACAGGGGCCAUCCGUCCAUCACACUUCAUUUUCAAUCAGUAACUGGAGAACCAUUUGACCUAGAACUUCAAACUUCAUAGGGUGAUAGUGCUUACAGAGUAGAUGAACCUGAUUAUUUUAGGCUUACUAUAUCAAAGUUUAAGGUCACAGGGGCCUGAACAUGGAAAAGCGUUUUCGAUCAAUAACUUGAGAAACUUCAUUUCAUAGGAUGAUUGAAUAUGUAAAGUAGAUGACCCCUAUUGAUAUUUUUGGGUCACUUCUUCAAAGGUCAAGGUCACAGGGACCAGAAUAUGGAAACGGUUUCCAAUCAAUUUGACCCAGAACCUUCAAACUUCAUAGGACUUACAGAGUGGAUGACCCUUAUUGUCUUUGGGGUCACUUGAGCAAAAGUCAAGGUCACAUGGGCCUGAACAUUGAAAACUUUUUCCCAUUACAAACUUGAGAAGCACUUGACCAAGAAUGUUGAAAUUUCAGAGGAUGAUUUGACAUGCAGAGUAGAUGACCCCUAAUUAUUUUGGGGUCACUCAAUCAAAGGUGAAGGUCAAAGAACAUUGAAAACCGUUUCCAAUCCAUUACUUGAGAACCAAUAAGCCCAGAAUGUUGAAACUUCAUGGGAUGAUUGGACAUGCCGAGUAGAUGAUCCGUAUUGCAGUCAACCAUCAGGGUUUCUUUGACUCGCGCCUGUCCCCUAGUGACUUCUUGUCUACUACUACUGUGCAUUCGGGGAGACAUGCUCCUUCUACAAAAACAUCUUCUAGUUGGUAUGUAGCAUCGUGUAGUAGUCCUUUACCAAGAUUGUUUAAAUUAUCCCCCUAGGGUUAAAACUGGCUCCGCCACUGAGGAUGGAGAGCACAUGGUUUAAGCAAGGAACUAAACUCAGGUAAGCAAUAUAUGUCCAUCAUGGCCCUCUUGUUUUGAAGUUGUAGUGAUAGCUCUAAAAAUCAUUGAAGUAUUAAAUACAACAUUGUGACGUGCAGUGCACAGAAUCUUUCAGGUUCAGGUCAGGAGGGAUCAGAAAGGUCUUAAAAUGUGCUCCAUCUUGUUUGGGGCAUAACUUUGUUUCACAGAAUGCAAUUUUUAUUUAAACUCUGUAGAAAUAGUAUCACAACAUUGUGCACAAAAUCCAUUCUGCUAUUACCAAGGUCCAAAGCAUGAGUCUUAAGAAAGGUCAUAGGUACUGCACUUCCUUGUCUGAGUAGAGAUGGAUGCAAGGAACAAGUUACUUGAAAUUUACAAGGAUUGUUUGUGAAACACAUGACCCAUGAUGACCUUUUGGAGGUCUCAAGUUUGCAUUUGCCUUCUCCUUAGACCCAAUGGCCAUCGGCUGUCAUGUUUGAUGGCUGUAGGUUUAAGCAUUCUCCAGCUAUUGAUCAGAAACCAUUUCUAGUAAGGUCAGUGACCAUUGACCAACUGGCUCCUGAAACAGUAGGGGUCAUCUAGUGACCACAGGCAAACACAUGAAAUUUAAAUCAAAUACCAAAGCAGUCUCCAGUUACUGACAGGAAAUUGUUUGCAGCCUUAGGUCUCUGUAGCAUUUUGUCUCAAUAAAAUACUGUAAAAGCAGAAAUUUUUGCGAGGGUUUAAUUUUUGCUAUAUUUGCGAGGCCCUACAUCUCGCGAAGAUUAUUCCUCGCGUAAAUAUUCACCAUUAGUAUAAUUCUAAUUCAAGUAGGAUACCAUUUUUACAAUUUCGCAAAUAUUAAACCUCGUGAACAUACUCAAAAUUUCAAAUUCGCAAAAUUUUGACACAGCGAAAAUAUAUGCUUUUACAGUAACCCCAAAAAAUAAGAGGUCAUCUUGUGAUCACAGGGAAUGAGCACAUUUCAACACUGUAGGCUUAACACAUUGUAGUUACUGCUCAGAACUGCCUUCUAUCUCAUUAUCACCAUGACCUUGACAUAAUGACCUUCAAAACUGCAGGGACUUUUCACUAACCACUGACAAUCUUCCUAGGUAGUAAUUUUAUUAGAAACCAAAUUGUGAAUUGAUGGACUCGAACAGGAGCAUAACAAUAUAUCUGUCUUGUUCAAGGAGGGAUAUAAAUAUUGCCUGUCUUGUCUUCUGCCAUUUUCAGUUUAUCAACUCUAAUUACAUGUAUGAAAUGUUUAGGAAAGUUAAUAAAAUGAAACAAAAUUUC
This is a messenger RNA of Mercenaria mercenaria, 12683 nucleotides long. RefSeq lists its product as uncharacterized. Gene Ontology annotation, molecular function: protein binding. Gene Ontology annotation, biological process: signal transduction. The transcript is spliced from 9 exons. The coding region runs from base 119 to 2695 and encodes 858 amino acids. The record is from RefSeq and is a predicted model, not a curated record. Lineage: Eukaryota; Metazoa; Mollusca; Bivalvia; Venerida; Veneridae.